AUCACAAAAGUUGCUAAGCUUUUCUGUAGUUUUUCUUUCCAAAGAUUACUGAUUUUGAACAUCGUAAACUAUGAAAAUACGGAAGCGAUUCCUACCUCGGUCGGUGCAAGAUGCCGUUGCUACAGCAUUUAUGGCAGCGAUUAUUCCGGUUACCUUUUGGUUCGAAGUUUACGUCGUUAUACCGGGCGUUCACGGGUCGGAUUCCGUGUUCAAUUGGAUACAUUUUGUGCCGGCAAUCUUUCUACUUUUCAACAUCAGCGUAAACAUGCUGGCCGUGGUCAUGUGCGAUACUAGCUGUGGAACGGAGAUUAUCAACGUGCCCAGUAACGUGGCCGUAGCUGGAGGUUUGGGUUCCAGAUCGUGGCAUUUGUGUUCAACGUGUGAAGCUGUUGCUCCACCCCGAGCUUGGCAUUGUAACACUUGCAAAGCAUGCAUUUUGAAACGAGAUCACCACUGCGUCUUCACCGGAUGUUGCAUCGGUCACAAAAACCACCGAUACUUCAUCUUGUUUGUACUGCAUCUGUUCGUUGCGACACUGUACGCAAGCAUACUGAACAAUUAUUUCAUCUGGUUUGUCCGGGGAGAAGAGUUCCGCAAUUGGACCUCACUAGUCAAAAUAGUUUUUCCCCUGGCCAUGCUUGUGAUUGACACCUCAACGAAGCAGUAUUAUCUAGUCAUCUAUCUGAUAAAUAUGGUCGGAAUGUUAUUCACCGGGGUUCUACUCAUCUACCAUGGUCGCCUGAUAUUGAGUGGACAAGUGGUCCAUGAACGGGGAUGCCUUGACUAUGACCUCGGUUGGCGAGAAAAUCUACGCAUGGUCCUGGGUCAGCGAUGGCAUCUUACCUGGCUGUCGCCGUUCAUCCGAAGUGAGUUGCCGAUCAAUGGUGUAAAUUGGGAUAUCGUCCAAAAACAGGCAAAUAAAAGCAAAUGAAGAACGUUACUCAACAAUCAAACAAAGUUUAUCAAUACUGCACUGAAGAGCUAAACGUGAAGCACAAUUAAAUAGGUAUGAUUUUUUUCAUUAUAUUUUUCUAUUCAUAUUACAUUAUUAUGCUUAAACACAUUUUAUUGAAUUCAAAAUGUACUUACUGAAAACCGAAAUUCAUCAUUCAUGUUGAAACUUGAAUCUUAUUUGAAAAUUUCAACCGAUUAAAUUAUUUUCAAAUAAUUCAAGAAUUAAUUAUGUUAGAUUUAUUGCCAUGUAAAGUAAGCAAGCGGUUGUACACUUCUUCAAAUUUACAAAGAAGAACGCUUAUACAUUUAUAUACUUCAUAUCUGAAA
Messenger RNA from Uranotaenia lowii, 1281 nucleotides. RefSeq names its product probable palmitoyltransferase ZDHHC24. Gene Ontology annotation, biological process: protein targeting to membrane; peptidyl-L-cysteine S-palmitoylation. The record is from RefSeq and is a predicted model, not a curated record. Bases 71 to 931 code for a protein of 286 amino acids. Gene Ontology annotation, molecular function: protein-cysteine S-palmitoyltransferase activity. Lineage: Eukaryota; Metazoa; Arthropoda; Insecta; Diptera; Culicidae. The transcript has a single exon. Gene Ontology annotation, cellular component: endoplasmic reticulum; Golgi apparatus.